Molecule: messenger RNA, 1761 nt
Organism: Eimeria acervulina
Lineage: Eukaryota; Apicomplexa; Conoidasida; Eucoccidiorida; Eimeriidae
Exons: 4
Coding region: 1-1761 (586 amino acids)
Biological process (GO): protein lipidation; protein localization to phagophore assembly site; autophagy of mitochondrion
Cellular component (GO): extrinsic component of membrane; phagophore assembly site membrane; cytosol
Molecular function (GO): protein binding; phosphatidylinositol-3,5-bisphosphate binding; phosphatidylinositol-3-phosphate binding
Source: RefSeq, a predicted model, not a curated record
AUGGAGGAAUGGCCGAUAGAAGAAGAUCAGCAGGAGGGGGCCUCAGAGACAACAGAGGGUUUGGGGGAAGAUGCUGCAGCAGAAGUUGAUGAAGACGUAGCAGCAGCUUCUUCUUCUUCGUCAUCUUCAGCAGCAGGAGGAGGAACAUCAGCAGCAGUAGCAGCAGCAGGAGGAGCAGCAGCAACAGGAGGAGGAGGAGGAGCAGCAGCAGCAGGAGGUGAUAGGAGUGUGUAUUUAGAAUCAUUAACUUUUAAUCAAGAUGGAAGCUGCUUUAUUGCAGGCACUACCGAAGGUUUUCGAGUGUAUAGGAGCUCUCCUUUAACAGAGUUUUUAAGAAGAGAGGGUGCGCACUGGCCUGACAAAGGUUUGCAAACAGCAGCAAUGUUAUAUAGAACAAGCGUCUAUGCAACUGUAACACGAACCGAGAAUAAGAAGGUUAAGCUCUGGGAUGACAGCAGAAAAAGAUUUAUAGGAGAACUCAGAAGCAAACAAACUGUUAGAAAUGUCUGUCUAGCGAGAGAUGUGCUCGCAAUGGUUACAGAUUAUACUGUGUAUGUAUACCUGAGCGAGCAGAUGACGCCUGUGAAUAUAAUUCAUACGAGUAUUAAUGAAAACGGUUUAUGUGCAUUAGCAGCAGACGGCGGCUUAGGCAGCUGGUUGUUAGCAUGCCCUGCUGUUGCUGUUGGAGCAGUACGAGUUCAUAGAGGUUUGUCUUCUGCUGCAGCAGCAGCAGCUGCUGCUGCUGCUGCUGAUGGUGGUGAUUCAAAUGCAGCUAAUGCAGCAAAUCCAGCUGCAGCAGCAGCUGCAGCAGCAGCAGCAGCAGGGGGAGGUACAGCGGGGCUUUUAGGGCAUCACCAAUCUUCUUCUUCUGCUGCAGCAGCAGCAGCAGCAGCAGGAAAUAAUACAGCAAAUCAUGUGUUUCAAGCUCAUACAACUCAACUUGCUGCUAUUGUAUUUAAUCUUCAAGGGACGCUAAUUGCUACAGCUAGCGAGAAAGGAACUGUAGCAAAGAUAUUUAAUGCAGCAGAUGGACGGCUAUUAAGACAGCUGAGGAGGGGUAGGAAUAUUUCGAGUAUUAGUUGUGUUUGUUUUCGAGGAGAUAACCGCUUUGUUGCUGUUGCUUCUUCAUCUGAGACUAUUCAUAUAUUUCUUUUAAGCGAUCAGCAGCAGCAACAAGCAGAUGAUGAUGAUAAACACGGACAAACAGAUGCUAAUACUCUCUUUCCUCUACAAGACGCUGCAAAUAGCACCAGCAGCAACAGCAGCAACAACAACAAUAACAGCAGCAGCAGCAGCAGCAGCAGAAGUGUAGCAGCAGCAGCAGCUAUGCAACUACCAGCAGCAAUUAACUCGGGAAAAGAAAUUACUGCUGCUGUCUAUGGGGCCUCAAGGGAGAUCGUUCAAGAUGCAAUUAAGGGCGUGUUGGGCUCUUACUUCCGUGCGUCUCGGAGUUUUGCGCAGUUUCACCUUCCAUCAGAUAUAACAUCGAUAGACAGCCGAUCUUCUUCUUCUUCUAUUAAAGGGCCUUUGGUUUCUUUUGCAGGGCCUAACUCUAAUCACCUUUUCUUGCUGUCUCCCUCUGGACAUUUCUAUGAACUUCGGUUUAAUGCAAAAACAGGAAAAGAAUGCAUACUUCUCACUGCAUGCACAUGGUUUGCAUGCAGACCCAACUUUCGUAUACAGUCUCAUCUCGGUACAGCAGCACUCCCUUCUGAUUUAGAGGGAGGCCAUGAAGGGGAUCAAUGGCAGCUCGUGCUCUAA